GUCAACUGUCACUUCAAACUGUCAGUGCCAGAAGUCAGAACCAGUUAAAAACAAUUUGCUUUUCUUUUUCGUUUAUUCGAUCUGUGCUAAAAAGAUAAAGCCAGCUGAUAUUAUCUUGUGUACAAACACUUCGCCAUGAAAUUGUUUUAAAUUAGCACACAAUUUCAAAGAAAGAAAACAAGAUGGAUGUUCCGAAAAUUGAGAAAACUAAAUCACUUGCGCCCGAUGUGGCCGUGAGUGCUGUGUUAGUACCUAGCCAGGAGUUGCCUGCGGAAACACCAACAGUAGCUGGCUAUGACUGGGAGAAUGGCACCGAUUAUAACAAAAUACUUGAGAGCUACGCGCGCUCCGGCUUCCAAGCAACCAGCUUCGGGAAAGCCGUCACAGAAAUCAAUAAAAUGUUAAAAUGUCGAUCCAUACCUCUCACUGAAGAAACAUGCGAUCCGUAUGAGGAAGACGUAUUCAUAAAGAAGAAGACGAACUGCACGAUUUUCUUAGGAUACACAUCGAACAUGAUUUCAUCGGGUUUGCGUGAUACGAUACGAUUUUUAGUUAAGAAUAAGCUUGUUGACUGUAUUGUGACUACGGCUGGCGGUGUGGAAGAAGAUUUUAUUAAAUGCCUUGCUCCAACCUAUGUAGGAGACUUUAAUUUAAGUGGUAAAAUAUUAAGAACAAGAGGUAUAAACAGGAUUGGCAAUUUAUUAGUACCAAAUGAUAACUAUUGCUUAUUCGAGGAAUGGGUGACUCCGUUGCUUAAUGAAAUGCUCGAUGAGCAGCUACAGGACAGUGCUGUGUGGUCACCGUCAAGGAUUAUAGCGAGAUUAGGUGAAAGAAUCAAUAACGAGAGCUCUGUGUGCUAUUGGGCAUGGAAAAACAACAUUCCGAUCUUUAGCCCAGCAUUAACCGAUGGGUCGUUAGGUGAUAUGAUGUAUUUUCAUUCAUAUAAACGCCCAGGGCUCAUAAUCGAUAUAUUGGGAGACCUUAGACGAGUUAACACUAUGGCAGUCAAGGCAAACAAUACUGGUGUCAUCAUACUAGGUGGAGGUGUAGUAAAGCAUCACAUUUGUAACGCCAAUCUGAUGAGGAAUGGGGCUGAUUAUGCUGUAUACGUAAAUACUGCCAGUGAAUAUGAUGGUAGUGAUUCUGGGGCGAGGCCAGAUGAAGCGGUCUCAUGGGGCAAGAUCAGACCAAAUGCAACACCAGUCAAGCUAUAUGCGGACGCGACGUUGGUGUUCCCGCUACUUGUAGCUCAGACAUUUGCGAAACAUCAUUUUAGCAAUAAAAAGAAUGUGUAAAUAAAA
Molecule: messenger RNA, 1301 nt
Organism: Zerene cesonia (dogface butterfly)
Lineage: Eukaryota; Metazoa; Arthropoda; Insecta; Lepidoptera; Pieridae
Gene: Dhs
Product: probable deoxyhypusine synthase
Exons: 1
Coding region: 183-1295 (370 amino acids)
Biological process (GO): peptidyl-hypusine biosynthetic process
Cellular component (GO): cytoplasm
Molecular function (GO): deoxyhypusine synthase activity
Source: RefSeq, a predicted model, not a curated record